UUGACAAAGGGAAUACACAUCCAUGCAGGACGAUUGAUGUUUUUAAUGGUCCAGGUAAUUGUGAACUGUUUGAGAACAAGCUUGAACAAAAUACUGGAGAAUCUGACCUGACAUAAGCUCCAAGGUCUAAUAUGGUGAUAAAAGGAGCAUAAGCACAAAUCAAAAAAGCUUUGUGUUUGCUGGAGAAUGUGGCUGAUUGGUUAGGAGGUGGGAGCAGAUAAAUAUAUGGAUUAAUAAAUGCCUGUGUAAGGAGUAAGUUUACUCCCUUACUCUUUGUGUAAGGAGUAAGAGAGUUACUCAUCAAUCUCGAAACAUGUUUCAGCUAUGUUAGCUGAAACAUGUUUUUUAUUCUCAGUUAUUUUAUUCUCACUUCACACUAUGGUUCAGAUGUUGCCGCAUUUAUCUAUGACGGUGUAAAUUAAUUUAACUCUCACAUAUCAACAGGGCACACUACAGUGAAAUGCUAAGAGCAGGGUUGCGUAAUUUCAAAUAUGCAAAACAUACCCUCCACCAUAACGGAGCAGCACAUUUUGGGAUGCACGUCAUCAUUCAUACAUGCGCUGUUUUUUUUCUUAUCAUUCAAACCUCCCUCUGGGCGCAACCUCCGCUGGGUUUAUUCCCGUUAAUUCUUUAUUUGCUAGAAGGAUUUUACUCUGCAGUGAAAUGUCUGACUGUGUUUGGGGGGAAGGAGGGCUAGAGAGAUGUGGGAAAGACCAAAUUGUUGCUAUAUUGGACCAUCCACCGGUGCAGCUGGUCUAUUUUUAGCCGGGGACUACAUCAGCUAUGACUGCAGACACUGAGAGGGGAAAUCACCAGCGCUGCUGCUGUCUUCAUCCAACCACUGACCCUUCACUGAAGUAAAUCAAACAGCAACAAGGGAGGCUCUGAAAUAUUAUGCUUUAAAGGAGGAAGAUAAUAAAAUGUGCUUUUUAAACAAUUUUUGUGAAGGAGGAUGUUUGGCUUUGCUCUUUUGGAGAAGUGUUUUGGUAAUUAAACCUGAUUUAAGUGAACUUGGAGCGCAGGUGACCCCCAUCUGAGGCAAGGCAGGUGGUCUGUGCGCGCUGAGAGAAAUAGAGAGGGAGAGGGAAAGAGAGAAACAGGGGGAGAGAGAGAGGAAGAGCGGCACAGUGGUCGGGUUGCACACCAACAACCAUCAACCUGUGGAUAGAGCGCGCGCGAUGCGCCAUAGCCACCCUCUCCUCCUCUGACUCCGAGCCCGACAUCCAUCAUCCAUGACCCAGGAGAGGGUGCCAGCUUCAUUCUCCAGAGGGGGGGAGCAGCCGAAAAGUUGAGGGGUCGUGUGCCAACCCCCCUUCUCCUCCCUCCCACCUCAGCUUCAUGAAUGGCAGGACCAUGGAGGAGAUGCCGUUCGAAAGAGUUAAGACGCGGCGGAGAAAGGGUCGCUGCCCACCCGGCGCGCCGCUGGGAGCCAUCGCCUGCGAGGACGAGUUCAACAGCCAUGAGCUGGAGGCUCUCUUCCAGAACUACAACCUGAAGCUGGAGCAGACCGCCACCCUCAAGGCUCUGGCGGUGCUCAUCGUGGCCGCGUCGUCGCUGUCUCUGGUGGAGCUGCUGUCCAGUCCCCGGCUCACCUUGUCCAAGGGCUCCUAUCCGGUGCACUGCGUGGUGUUCCUGUCGCUCUUCAUCGUCACCAACGUCAAGUACCUGCAGGUGACGCAGCUGCAGCAGAUCGCCAAGCUGGCCCUGCUGUUCAGCUUCACCUUCGCGCUGCUCUGCUGUCCGUUCCCGCUGGCGCUCGGCACGCCGGAAACGAUGAGCGCCGCAACCCCGGAGCAAGGCGUGUGGCAGCUCAUGCUGGUCACCCUGGUGGCUUACGUGCUGCUUCCCGUACGGACGCUGCUGGCGGUGCUGUUCGGGGUGAUGCUGUCUGCAUCCCACUUCAUAGUAAUAGCGACGUCCGUGACAGGGAUGAAGCAGAAGCUGUGGAGACCGCUGGCGGCUAACGCCGUGCUCUUCACCAGUGUGAACCUGUCGGGGGUGUUUGUGAGGAUUCUGACCGAGCGUACCCAGAGGAAGGUCUUCCUGCAGGCGCGCAACUGCAUCGAGGGGCGUUUGCAGCUGGAGGACGAAAACGAGAAGCAGGAGCGUCUACUAAUGAGCCUUCUGCCCAGAAAUGUUGCCAUGGAGAUGAAGGAGGACUUCCUGAAGCCACCAGAGAGAAUUUUUCACAAGAUCUACAUCCAGCGCCAUGACAAUGUCAGCAUCCUGUUUGCAGACAUUGUGGGAUUCACCAGCUUAGCUUCUCAGUGCACUGCUCAGGAACUGGUCAAGUUGCUGAAUGAACUCUUUGGGAAGUUUGAUGAACUGGCAACGGAGAAUCACUGCAGGCGGAUAAAAAUAUUGGGGGACUGUUACUAUUGUGUGUCAGGACUUACACAACCCAAGGCAGACCAUGCCCAUUGCUGUGUGGAGAUGGGAUUGGAUAUGAUUGAUACAAUUGCUUCAGUGGUGGAAGCAACCGAAGUGGAUCUGAACAUGCGUGUUGGGCUGCAUACAGGACGGGUUCUGUGUGGUGUGUUAGGCCUGAGGAAGUGGCAGUACGAUGUCUGGUCAAACGAUGUCACACUGGCAAAUGUGAUGGAGGCUGGUGGGCUGCCUGGUAAGGUGCACAUCACAAGGACCACCCUGGAGUGUUUGAACGGAGACUAUGAGGUGGAACCAGGCUUUGGCCACGAGAGGCACGCCUUCCUACAGAAGCACCAUAUCGAGACAUUCUUCAUCGUGCCUUCGCACAGACGUAAAAUUUUUCCUGGGAUUAUCCUGUCAGACAUCAAACCAGCCAAGAGGAUGAAGUUCAAGACAGUGUGCUACCUGCUGGUGCAGCUCAUGCACUGUAGGAAGAUGUUUAAGGCCGAGAUCCCCUUCUCUAACGUCAUGACCUGCGAGGACGACGACAAGCGGCGAGCCUUGCGGACCGCAUCGGAGAAGCUGAAGAGUCGGACAUCCUUCUCGGCCACAGCCGUGCAGCACUCCCCGGCCACACGGGUCAAUCGCUACAUCGGUCGGCUCAUCGAAGCGCGGCAGACUGAGUCUGGGACAUCAGAUCUGAACCACUUCACCUUGUUUUACAGUAGCAGAGACAGGGAGCGCAGGUAUCACCAGGUGUAUGAUGACCAUUUCAUCAGUGCGGUGGUUCUCUCUCUGAUCCUGGGUGCCCUGUUUGGCCUUAUCUAUCUGCUAAUGAUCCCACAAGGGGUUUUGGUGUUGCUGCUGCUGGUGCUGUGUGUGUGUUUCCACGUGGCCUGUGUGAUGUACCUACAUCUCACCAGAGUUCAGUGCCAACCAGGCUGUCUGACCAUCCAGAUUCGAACAGUCCUCUGCAUCUUCUUGGUUCUGCUCACCUACUCUGUUACUCAGGCCUGUGUGGUGGGAUGUGUACCGUGGGGUAAAGUUGAGACGAACUCUACCCGUUUCGUGGAGGACAUCGCUGCGGAUGCCCUCGGGGUCGGACCUGCCAAUAGCACCGCAGUGGACAAGACUGGUCCCAGCAUGGCAUACGCCCUGCUGUCCUGUGUGGCCGGGACUCUCACUGUGGUCCCUUACCUCCGCGUUUCAUCGCUCCCUAAGAUCCUCCUGCUCCUCCUGCUCUCUGUUACCUACACGGCUGUUAUGGAAAGCAGCGGCUACCGCCAGGCUGUGGGUGGUGGCUUUCUGCACACUCGAGGCUAUGAUCCCGUGUUGGCUGUUCUGCUGUUUUCUGGAGCUCUGGCUCUCCAUUCCAGGCAGCUGGAUCUGAAGCUGCGGCUCGACUAUCUUUGGGUAACUCAGGCAGAGGAGGAGAGGGAUGACAUGGAGAAGGUGAAGCUGGAUAAUAAGAGGAUCCUAUUUAACCUGCUGCCGGCUCAUGUGGCUCAGCACUUCCUAAUGUCAAACCCCAGGAACAUGGAUCUUUACUAUCAGUCCUACGCUCAAGUUGGUGUUCUGUUUGCCUCUAUUGCCAACUUCAAUGACUUCUACAUUGAGCUGGAUGGGAACAACAUGGGAGUCGAGUGUUUGAGGCUUCUCAAUGAGAUCAUUGCGGACUUUGACGAGCUCAUGGACAAAGAGUGCUACAGGGAUAUUGAGAAAAUCAAGACCAUUGGCAGCACAUAUAUGGCUGCCGUGGGGCUGGUUCCUACGACUGCUUCCAAGACUAAAAAGUCCAUCACCUCACAUUUAUGCACAGUGUCAGACUUUGCCAUUGAGAUGUUCAAUGUUCUGGAUGCCAUCAACUACCAGUCCUAUAAUGACUUUGUUCUGAGAGUAGGAAUCAACGCUGGCCCUGUGGUGGCAGGAGUUAUUGGAGCCCGGAGGCCUCAGUACGACAUCUGGGGAAACACAGUCAACGUAGCCAGCAGGAUGGACAGUACGGGAGUCCAAGGAAAAAUACAGGUGACAGAGGACGUCUACCGCCUCAUUACCGACUACUACGACUUUGUGUGUCGUGGUCAGGUCAGUGUGAAGGGCAAAGGCCAGAUGCUUACAUACUUUUUGGAGGGCCGCAGGAAAGGGAGCAGGCCCUCUCAGAGCCAGCAGCUGCAGCACACUAACAGCGAGCGCCGUUCGAGCGCCUUCACACAUGGCAGUGUUUGCACCAGGCUAAGCCCCGCACCCACAGUGACCAGCUAUUCCAACAUCAGGACCCCGAGCCCGGGCGUGCCCAAACCAACCCCCUCCACCAGCACCACCAGAUACCUUCCAUCUGCUUCUGCAGCAAUGGUGUGAUGCAUGCACUCUCAAAGAGAAUUCGGGAAACAAAAAAAUAAGAAUGGAGGUGGGUUAAAGAAUCGCUGUAGCAGAGAAAAGCUUGUAUCCGCUCUUUGUUGUUGUGUUUCUGGAGCACAGGAAGGCAAAUAAGCUGAUUCUUCAGCAGGAGGCCUGGACUCAAGUCUGGUUUUUCUAUGGGACGGUCUGACGCCUCGAUUGGACUCACCCUUCCCCGUUGAAGCAGGUUGUCUCAAUCAGGAUAUGGGAUGCUUUAGCCACGUUGCUUCAUCAUCAACCCAAGGCCAAGGAAGUCUCUGGGAUCUGCCAAAACCUCUGACGGUGUAGCAUGCAAGCCUCUCACAACAAUCAACACCUGGGAAUUCCUUUAAACUAACCAUUUCAUUAGAGUGUAGAUAAGACAUCAGUGCUGUUGCCUUAGCAGCCAGUCCUCACAAAUGUCUAUGGCUCAUUUGUGUUGCCUUUUAGUUGAUUUCUGGAUUUUUGGAGCUGAAUGAAGAUGAAUUGUUAACAGGGUUAUUGCUGUCAGAGUAUUUUUAAAACCAAAUGUUUGAUCAGUGCAGGCAGGUAAUGGAAUAAUCUUGCCAAAAAAUAACCCAACAAAAAACAAAACAAGGCAUUGCCUUAAGGCAGUUACGGGUCGGGGAUGCCGUUCACCUUAUUAAAACCCUCUGACGGCACAUGUAACUUUUUUUUAAAAGAAAAUUUCUCUAAGUGCAUGAUGCCACUGCUGCAUUUCAGUCGCGUUUGCCGUCCGUUUCCCUGUGAUGCUUGACUUCCAGACUCUUCCUCGUCAAAGUGUAGCAAUAAAGCAGUUUGUCUCUUAUCUCAGCGCGUUCACUCUUUGCAUGCUGUAGCCUGCUGGGUCCUAAGUUGACCUGAUAGUGUUUGUAGCUAAUAGAGUGUGCAUAGCUAGCCACACUGGUCUUUAUCUCUGUGGAGUUGAAGCAUGACUUAGAGAACUUUUGUUUCAGUUUGGUGUGAUUCCCUCUUUCUCUCUGAAUUAUUUAUUUUUUUAAAGAAAACCUUUUUUCUGUUUAUGAAGACAUUUAUGCUCCUGUUAAAAUGUUCUAUUCUGCUAUUUUUAUUCAACUCAAAACCGUCUCGGUUGAGAAAAGAAAAUGUGUGCGUUUAUGAGGAGACACCCAAACCUCUGGUUCUGGCUUCAUCAUGCAAACCCAGAUGAUUUAUUUUAUAGUACAGCACUCACAGUACGGCUUACCACAGCCAUUAACUCUCCUGUAAUCAGUUUUUGCAUGCAAUGCCUGCAAGCCUGUGGCUCAUACAUGCAUGCUUUGAUGAAACACGGAUGCAGGCCAAGCAGCACACACGCGGAGGCUCUUUUUUUAAUGUCGUCCUCAUGCAUGCGCUAACAGUAGCGGUUCCUCUUGAAUGUAAGGUGCUUUAUUGACACGUCUUCUUUAUAAGCUUGGUGUUUGAAUCUUAAUGAGGAUGUAUUUCAGGAUAGAUAGACACCAGGCCGAAGCAGAACGGUUUGGAAGGGCAGGGGGGUUCCUCCUCCUUCUAAACCUCCUCCCUGCUUUUGCUGUAUUAAAACAGGUAGCUGUUUCUUUCAAACGUGCCAACCUAUUUUCAUAAACAUAUCAAACUUUUCGUGUCGAGCUGUAGCACAACUCAAUGCGUGUGACUACGGUUCUCGUGGGAUCUUUUUUGUGUUGAAUGCCUGGAUUUUUACUAUUUUAACUGUUCCUGGACAGUUUUUUUUAAAACUAAAAUCAAAGGCAAGUGUCAAUUUUGGAGCAUUUAAAUGACAAAGGUGUUGUACUUAUCUUUAACAUAGAUUAAAUAUCUAGUAUCUCAGAUGCUUUCUUGGAGCUUUGAAAUGAGGAUUUUUAUAAAGUUGCUUUAAAAAAGUUGAUGGAAAGUUAUUGGAAAUUAUUUGUGCAUAAUAUUUUUUCUGUAAAUUGGAUAUUUUCAUACUGUAUGAUACGGGUUUUAGUUGUUAUAUGUAGGUAUUACCUGCUGAUAUUGUCUAUUUCUGAGAUAUAUUCUAAAUUAUUUGAUAUUUGUCAGGUUCCUUUUGUUGAAGAUGUAUUUAUGGAAAUGUUUUAUGUGAAUGUACAUUUUGUUAAAGAUGAUAUUUUAUACUAAGUGUUUGCACUGCGAGAUUAUUGACGUAUUAUAAAGAUUACAAAAAUAAAGCCAGCAGGGUUGUUGUCUCCUGCAGUACGAACA
Molecule: messenger RNA, 6921 nt
Organism: Xiphophorus hellerii (green swordtail)
Lineage: Eukaryota; Metazoa; Chordata; Actinopteri; Cyprinodontiformes; Poeciliidae
Product: adenylate cyclase type 1-like
Exons: 20
Coding region: 1339-4725 (1128 amino acids)
Biological process (GO): adenylate cyclase-activating G protein-coupled receptor signaling pathway; cAMP biosynthetic process; intracellular signal transduction
Cellular component (GO): plasma membrane
Molecular function (GO): adenylate cyclase activity
Source: RefSeq, a predicted model, not a curated record